AUGAACUAUCCAGAAACGAAUUCCAACUUCACCGACCUUCCAGACGGCGAAAUACCAAUCAAAUACUUGUGCGCCUGGAGUCGCACAGCUUCUAUGUCAAUGCAAAAUGGCGUUGUCACCGACGUGGCUUGGUGGGCUGAGAGCGAUACAGUCCUCCGCCACCAGUUUGUUCUUCUCCGACUACGUCGUCAAUCAGUAGACCAUUUGGCUGAGCUCUAUUAUGACAUCAAGCUCGAACGGCUGGGCAAGCAUUUCCCAAGCUUUUCGCCUCUUGCGUCAGAUACUGCAACGAUUAGACGUGUUUCCGCCUCGCAAGCUUGGGAGUCGAAAUACAUUCACAACCAUACCCUAUUCUUUGCCCUCAUCUCCCAUUUGAGCUUCGUGUGGCCCAAGGAAGAUGCAGCAUCGCCCUUAUACUUUCAUCGUGCCUUCUCCGAUGUCCUCGAUGAGCACCGUCGUGGUCCUCCACUACGCCUUCGCGACCUCACCUACUAUCUUGAGCUUCUUUCUUCUCAAAGCCCGAACUAUAGCAUCGCGUCCAGCAACUGUUUCUGGUACUCGCGGCUUCUGUUCCAUAUUAUCUCCUUGCGACACUACUCGUUCCCCAUCCUUGCAACAUGCUUUCCCCUUGAAGAGUACUUAAUUCCAGUGAGCGAGGGACUCACGCUGGACACUCGCCGCAAAAUGGUCCACGAGAAGACCUGGUUGCUCCAUGACCCGUCUUCUACUGGACUGGUUUUUCGAUUUCUCCACUACGAGGAAAGGAGGAAUGGCCUUCUCAUGUAUAGCCGACUGAUCGGCAUCAUCGCAACAAUCUUCAUUAGCGGCACAAUUGGGGGUAUUGCUUAUGGGGGACUCCGUCUCUCUCAAUGGAUUCUUGGAACGCGGGAAGCACGCUUCUUGCUGUUUAACACUCUCUUUUGGUCCUCGAUACUCUGCCUCCUUCUCGGUGCACUCGGCGUCUCCGCUGUGCGAAAUGCAGUAACGGCCCUAACACAAUGGCAAAUACGGAGCAAGACAGAGGCACUAAUGCUUAGUAUGGAUACCCCAGACUAUAUACCACCAAUCCUCCCGCUUGGAUCGCGGUAUGAAGACAUCCCAGAGAUACCUUUUCGUCGAAGGCAAGAGAAGAUUUGGUUCAUCUCAUUCAAGAAACACAGCUCACCUUACGAGCCCAUGCGUGUCAAAAUUCAACAACUGGUGAAGAGAAUGAACCCGGAGAAUUUCGACUUGAAGGUUGCCAUGCAGGAGGGUGUGUGCUCACGGCUUAUAUAUCUAUGCGGAACGGCAAAAAUGCCCGCUUUUAGGACAAAGUAUCUUCGUCUCCUCAACAACAUGGCAGACUCAACUGAAGGCCGCGUCGCAGUUUCCAAAGCUUCUCAAUCUCCGCCCACCAUGCCGCUCGAGGCCACGAUGAUGAUUAUAGACAACUCGGAGUACAUGCGGAAUGGGGACUACCAGCCAACACGGUUUGACGCGCAGUCUGACGCGGUGACGACCGUUGUGCAGACCAAGAUCGACACGAACCCGGAGAACACAGUGGGCAUCAUGACCAUGGCUGGCAAAGGGCCCGAAGUGCUCGUUACACACACAAAAGAGAUCGGACACAUCCUUUCCGCUUUACAUGCUACGACCUCGAAAAUUGGCGGCGAAGUCGACAUCCCGACCGCGCUUGCGGUCGCGCAAUUGGCUUUAAAGCACCGCUCAAAUAAGAACUUGCGACAACGAAUCAUUGUGUUCGUCGCAUCUCCGCUAACGGGUGCUGGCGCAGAUGACAAGGGCAUGAUACGGCUGGCCAAGAAACUGAAGAAAAACAACGUUGCGGUCGACAUCGUCUGCUACGGUGAUGGGAUCGAGCAGGAGGAGUUUACCGCGGAGGACGGGAGCAAGAAGACGGUCCUGAAAGCCUUCAUAGAGAACACAAACAGCGGCGACAACUCACACAUGAUAAUUGUGCCUCCCAGCACUUCCGUGCUUCUCUCCGACGCGCUCAUCUCGUCGCCCAUUCUGGCGGCCGAUCGUAUGGCCAGCAUUCCGGACGAUCUUGUCCCCGGGGGAGCAGGUGACGGCGCUGGUGGCUCUGGUGGCGCGAACAACAACAACUCGCAAUUCGAGUUUGGCGUUGACCCUAGUCUCGAUCCCGAGCUGGCCAUGGCCCUUCGCCUUUCAAUGCAAGAGGCUGCCGCACGUGAUGCUGCUGAAGCCGCCACUUCUUCUUCUUCGACAACGGCGCCGGCUGACCCAACAGACAGCGAGGAAGACGCGUUAUUGAAGCAGGCAUUGGCUCUGUCGCAGCAAGACGGCGAUGUCGAUAUGGAUGCACCGCCACCGCCGACUACAGCUACAGCUUCUACAACGACGGGAGCUGGAGAUGCGAUGGACGAAGAUGAUGAUGACGAGGAGGCCGCCAUUGCCCGAGCCAUUGCAAUGAGCAUGGAACAACCGGAAGAUAAUACCAAGUCCAAAUAA
Messenger RNA from Mycena indigotica, 2469 nucleotides. Its product is annotated as Multiubiquitin chain binding protein MBP1. Gene Ontology annotation, cellular component: cytosol; nucleus; proteasome regulatory particle, base subcomplex. Gene Ontology annotation, biological process: proteasome-mediated ubiquitin-dependent protein catabolic process. The transcript is spliced from 9 exons. Gene Ontology annotation, molecular function: polyubiquitin modification-dependent protein binding. NCBI's taxonomy places the organism in Eukaryota, Fungi, Basidiomycota, Agaricomycetes, Agaricales, Mycenaceae. The record is from RefSeq and is a predicted model, not a curated record. The coding region runs from base 1 to 2469 and encodes 822 amino acids.